Messenger RNA from Sphenostylis stenocarpa, 309 nucleotides. The record is from the annotation of a GenBank genome assembly. Lineage: Eukaryota; Viridiplantae; Streptophyta; Magnoliopsida; Fabales; Fabaceae.
AUGAGCCAUUCGGGCAUGGUGGAGGAAGAAGCCCCAGACGAGCUAGAAAACGUUCAAGGCUUAGUGGACGCCCUCACCGCCGUUCGGUGGAAGCGCUACCAGGACGCUGUGUUGGAGUUGUCGGAACAUGGCAUCGUUUUGAUCGUCGACGAAAACGGUUGCCUCCAAGCCAAGGUUUAUCUCAAACGAGAGCUUUUCAUUCGCUACGAUUUCAAGGCACGAGGACGACCUCGUUUGGGAGUGAGUUUAGGGCAUUUCGUUGAUUGCUUGAACGCCUUCUCGCUUCCUGGUCAAUCCAGCGUUGUUUAG